Ananas comosus (pineapple) is the source of this 1858-nucleotide messenger RNA. RefSeq lists its product as uncharacterized. The coding region runs from base 558 to 1739 and encodes 393 amino acids. NCBI's taxonomy places the organism in Eukaryota, Viridiplantae, Streptophyta, Magnoliopsida, Poales, Bromeliaceae. The record is from RefSeq and is a predicted model, not a curated record. The transcript is spliced from 5 exons.
UUUGCGUGAUUUAUGCCAUUUUUAUUCAUUACAUUUAAGCCACAUUUUGGUAUUUUCUUUUAAUUUUAGAAAGAAUUUGUACUCUGUUGUGUAAAUUUACUUGUCGUUUGAUGGGUUAGGGAUCCACCAUUGUGUCAUUCCCCAGUUUUGUGAAUGUUUGAUGUAUAGUUUCUUUGAAUCUACCGUAUAAUUGGUUGAAGUGGACUGAAAAUUUAUCUUGUCGAGUCUUCUUGUUAAAAUGACAGAUGAAAUUGUUAGUUCUUUGUCUUAACUUCCGCAAGAUCCAAAGUAUGGUACCUUCAAAUCUUGUCUUUUUCCUUGGAAUUAUGUAUUUUACAACUAAUGAACAUUUUACAACUAAUGAACAUGUUACCUGAAUAUAUUAGCUCUUUCCUGAUUAUACUUUUGUUGAUUAAGGCGCUAUGAAGGAUAAACUUAAUGAUCCUGACACUGAUAACAGCAUUGUUGUCUCCUACUAAGAUAAAGGUUUGGUAGGGAGAGGAAUACCAAUUAGAGAGAGGAGCACAAUUUAUGAGAUCUAAAAAAAAUUGUUGUGAAUGCUGGCGAAACAUCAAUGGCAAAUUGCAGAUAGUAGGCCAAAGCUCGUUGCUGGUUCGCCGGAAGGGUAUUCCGGUCAUAUUGAUGGGCGUUCACGAGAAGCAAGGUUGAACCAUCCAAAGGGAUUUACAGUGGACGAUAGAGGAAAUAUUUAUGUAGCAGACACUUUGAACUUGGCGAUCAGAAAAAUCAGUGAUACGGGGGUUACAACCAUCGCUGGAGGAAAGUCCAACAGGGGAGGACAUGUAGAUGGACCGAGCCAAGAUGCAAAAUUUUCGAAUGAUUUCGACGUUCUUUAUGUUGGUAGUAGCUGCUCCCUUCUAAUCAUUGAUAGAGGAAACCAGGCAAUCCGAGAGAUCCAGCUUAAUUUCGAAGACUGUGCUUACCAAUAUGAAACUGGCUUUCCUCUAGGAGUUGCAGUGCUUCUCGCCGCUGCUUUCUUUGGUUACAUGCUUGCUUUGCUUCAGCGCCGAGUUGGAGGGAUUGUGUCAUCCGAAGAUGGACCUCAAACUCCGAUUCAAGCAAGCAUGCCUCCAUACCAAAAACCAAUGAAAUCAUCUCUAAGACCACCGCUAAUCCCAACCAACGACGAUGAAGCAGAGAGACUGGAACACGAAGAAGGCUUCUUUUCCUCAAUAGGAAGGCUUCUCGGCGGAGCCAGAUCAUCAGCAACAGAAAUUUUCCGUGCAAUAUUCAGAAAAAAACCAGCAGUAAAUCUAUAUCAGCAGCAGAAGUUGAGGGCAACAAAAACUUGGCCAGUGCAAGAUAGCUUUGUCAUCCCAGACGAUGAACUGCCGCCCCCGUUGGAGGUAAGAACUCCAACCCCGAAAAAGAACUACGCUUUCAUGUCAAAAGAGCCAGAAAAGUUGCACCAUAUUAGGCAUGGAAGGGCUUAUUUAAACAGCUGGGAAGGCGAUUCACAGCAGCAGAAGCCGCUGCAGCAGCAAAUGUACCAUCAGCAGCAGCACCUACAGCAGCAUAAGCAGUAUUCAUCCGGUCCGCGAACUUUUUAUGAGCAAAGCUGUGAAACUACAAAUGAGAUUGUUUUUGGAGCAGUUCAAGAGUUGGAUAGCAAGCGACGGACGGUUGAGAUCAAGGCUGUGAAUUAUGGGGAUACCGUGUAUGAGCAGUAUGGCCUGCGUUACCGGAACAAUUACAUGGGCUGUAGUAAUAACUAUUAGAUCGGUAUUUUUAUCGUCUUUAUUUUGUUCCUUACAUGAUAAAUUCACUGUUUUUUGACAAUUUCAUAUCCUUUUGCCCGAUGUCUAUAAAAUAGCGGGAAGUAGUAAUUUCUGGAUUU